CACAUAAUUUGGAUUCCCCUAUAAUGCAUACUUCUACCAAUAUAUUUGGCACGAUAUUCAAAUAGUAGAAGAUAUGGCACUGACAACAAACGAGAUGCUGUUAUGGACCAAGGAGGUGCUUCCUUACGUUAUUAUGUUAAUGGUAGAAUGCUUGGAUAUGAGCAUGCUCACAAUAGUAAAAGCGGCAAUGAAUGGUGGUAUGAACAAUCUUGUCUAUAUUGUUUACCAUAACGCCCUUGGAACGAUGAUUCUUCUUCCAUUCUUCAUCAUCCAUAUCUUUAGAAACAUCAGGCGUCCUCCGCUCACGUUCCAUAUUGUUUUUAGAUUCUUCAUCCUUGGUCUUUUAGGGCUUUGUCUUUUUCAGGUUCUUGUAUAUGUAGGGUUAGGCUACAGCUCUCCAACCUUGGCAAGUGCUAUCGGGAACUUGGCUCCAGGAAACACAUUCUUGCUUGCAGUCGUUUUCAGGAUGGAGAAAAUAGACAUAAGGAGUUCAAGUAGUCUAGCGAAAUUAUUUGGAACCAUAGUAGCAAUAUCGGGAGCAAUGGUGUUCACAUUAUAUAAAGGUCCUGAAAUUUUUCACACAAACUCUUCGUCUAAUUCACAUAAUCAUCUUCUUUUGUCACAAGCAUCGGAUUGGGUUUUUGGAGGUCUGAUUCUUGUUAUGGCUGGAAUCGUUGCUGCAAUAUGGAAGGUUUUACAAUCAACUACAUCUAGAGAGUACCCGGAUCAAGUAACGGUUGUGUUUUUCUACUGCCUAUUUGGGACAAUUCAAUGUAUACUUCUAUCUUUGUUCCUAGUUGAAAAUCCAAGCGAUUGGGUGAUGCAACCAGGAAUCGCAAUGGUUGCUGUUGUUUUGGGGGCGGUAUUUAACACAGCAUUUCGUAGUAGUGCUGUGAUUUGGUGCUUGAAGAAAAAAGGUCCAGUUUUUGUGGCAAUGUUCACUCCCCUCUCCAUAGUAAUUGCAACAAUAAUGGGUGUCACAUUUCUUGGUGAUUCACUUUAUUUAGGAAGUGCCAUUGGAGCCAUGAUAGUUGCCGGAGGAUUUUAUACGGUGAUGUGGGGCCAAGCCAAACAGAAGGAGAGGGAGACGGAUUUGGAGGGUGCAGAUGAACUUGGAUCAUCAAACCCUACGACUCCUCUCCUUUCAUCCGGAGGUGAAUCGAAAUGUUAGUUAGUGAUUAAACCAAAGGGAAGAAAACAUUAAUAGGUGUUGUUUUUUAUUGGAUUUAAUAAAGACCGGAAUAUGAAAUAUAUAAAUUUUUUACUUAAUAUAAA
Messenger RNA from Lactuca saligna, 1275 nucleotides. The record is from the annotation of a GenBank genome assembly. Lineage: Eukaryota; Viridiplantae; Streptophyta; Magnoliopsida; Asterales; Asteraceae.